AAUUUGACUUUCUAGAUGGCGAAUAUAUAUUAGCAAUUUCUGGAUCAUAUCAAUCUUAUAUAGGUGAAUUAAAAAUUAUAACUUAUAUACCUUCUAAGAAGCAAGCAAGAAUCCACAAAACGAAGGGUGAUAGUUAUGCUAAUCAAUUUGACUCAUUACCACUUUUUGGCACAGCUCUUACCUGUCUUUAUGGAAGUGGUAAUAGUUACGUAACUAGCAUAGGAAUGUAUGAAGGAGAAGUACAAGGACAACAAUUACAACAAUUUCAACAACUACAACAGCUUUCCGACAUAUUAUUUCCAAAUAAACCUUAUAACUUUCAUACUCUCAAACAAGAGAUCAAACGAUUUAAAUAUCAAGAACUGGCACCACAAAUAAGAAAUGAAAAAAUUAAAUUUGAAGAAUUAACUUUAAAUAUCAAGACUAAAGCUGGUCAUCUUGAAAAAAUAGUUGACUUAUUAUUAGAAACUCAAAAGCAAGCAAUCAAAAGUAAUGAUCAAUUUAUUCAGGGUCAAAUAGUUGCUUACCAAAACAUUCUUGAAGGCAACCUAACUAAAAAUGAAUUACAAAUACUUCUUGCCAAGCAAAAAGAAAUUCAUCAGUUAGAAGAAUGCUUGACUAAUUUACAAAUAAAUAAAUAA
This is a messenger RNA of Dentiscutata heterogama, 641 nucleotides long. The record is from the annotation of a GenBank genome assembly. Lineage: Eukaryota; Fungi; Glomeromycota; Glomeromycetes; Diversisporales; Gigasporaceae.